AUGCAGGGUACUUGGGGAGAAGCUGGUCAUUCCCCAAGAUGCAUUGGAAGCCACCAUGAUCCUCAACAAUUCCAACCAGGAACAGUUUGCCUACUGGCUCUAAACAUCUGUUGUGGAGAUGGAACAGUCUCUGAGAGAGGAAUUCCGAAAUGCAACAGAUGUAAGUUAGAAAUUGGAACAGAUGAGGAUUAAACCACAGAAUAUCCUGUUCACAAGAGUGUUUGGCUGGGGGAAGCAGUGUCCAUUCUGCAAGUCACCAUGUGAGGCAGGAGGAGACGCUCACAAUGAUCACUGUGUUUCAAUACACAGACCACAGGGACUUGGUCGUUACAGGUUUGAUGUUUCAAAGGAACCUCGUGACUGAUAUCUGCUCCUCCUCUGUGUUCACUGAGAGUUCUUUCAAAUGCUACGAGACAAAUGAAAAAUACCACCCUUUCAAAAAGUACAGAGACAUUUUCCCCAACUGGCAUAUUCCAGUAGAUCCCAGCACACAAGCCUCAGACUACUAG
Messenger RNA from Coregonus sp. 'balchen', 509 nucleotides. NCBI's taxonomy places the organism in Eukaryota, Metazoa, Chordata, Actinopteri, Salmoniformes, Salmonidae. The record is from the annotation of a GenBank genome assembly.